CCAAUCCUACCACGCCGACCAAACACCACCUUCCCCGCCACUAGCUUAUCCUCCUCGUCUUCCCUUCCAUCCCCCAACCCAACCCACCACCGCCUCGCCGCGGUCGCCGGCGAGAGGCGCCGCGCUGCGCGCGUCGAGAGGAUCGCCUCCUCCUCCUCCUCCUCCUCCGGCAGCCAUGUCCUCCAUCCACUUCUUCCCGGCCACCUCCCAGGCCGCCGCCCCGUCGCGCCGCCCCCUCACCAAACCCUCCCCAAAACCCCCCGCCGCCACCGCCGCGUACCACCGCGGCGGAGACAACGAGCCGGUGCUCUUCCCGCGCCUCUUCCUCAGGAGGCGUGCCCGGCCCGCCGCGGCGCCGGCCGAGGCGCCGCCGGUGGGCCCCGACGGCAGCAGCAGCGGCGGCGGGGGAGGAGGAGGGGAGGGGGGCGGGGGCGGAGGGGACGACGAGGAGGAUGAGGGGACGAGGAAGGGGCUGCUGCCGGAGUGGCUCAGCGUCACGACGGACGACGCCAAGACGGUGCUGGCCGCCAUCGCCAUCUCGCUCGCCUUCCGCUCCUUCGUCGCCGAGCCGCGCUUCAUCCCCUCGCUCUCCAUGUUCCCCACCUUCGACGUCGGCGACCGCAUUGUCGCCGAGAAGGUUACAUACUACUUUAGAAAGCCAUGUAUAAAUGACAUAGUAAUCUUCAAAAGUCCACCAGUGCUGCAGGAGGUCGGUUAUACUGACAAUGAUGUUUUCAUCAAACGAAUUGUUGCCAGGGAGGGAGAUGUUGUUGAGGUUCAUAAAGGAAAACUAGUUGUCAAUGGUGAAGUUAGAAAUGAAGAGUUCAUUCUUGAGCCACCUUCUUAUGACAUGAACCCAGUGCAAGUACCUGAGAACUCAGUUUUUGUAAUGGGAGAUAACCGAAACAACAGUUAUGAUUCACAUGUGUGGGGCCCUCUUCCUUCUAAGAACAUAUUGGGGAGAUCCAUUUUCCGGUAUUGGCCUCCUGGCCGAAUAGGGAGCACUACUACUGAUUGCCUCAUCCCUGAGACAAAUCCAAGCUCGCUUAUUGAUGUCAAACUGGCAAAGUAGAAGUUCAGGCAUUGAUUAUUGCAGUGUGAAGUUUGCGCUUCAUGUAAGCUCCUAUUCUUUAAUAUUCCCUCUCUCCUGGAAAUUCGGAGGAAUAUUUGACAGCAGGCCACGUAGAAAUUAGAAAGGAGAACACAUUUGGUUCUCCUUGAUGUCACAAAGAAUGCUAGCAACUAGCAUGAGCAUAGAAACCAUUUUGUUUCAAGGUUUCUGCGACUCUCGCUCUUUGUUGUAUAUUAAGACUGUAAGGAUGUUGCCUUAGUGAUUCGCAUCAAAUGAUUCUUCUUGUACAUCACGUUUUGUAGCACCACGUGUGUAUCAUCCUCAUACAGUGCUUGACAAAAGAUGUGUAACGCGUUGAGCCGGCAGUUCACUUCAUUGCCUUA
Oryza sativa Japonica Group (Japanese rice) is the source of this 1455-nucleotide messenger RNA. Lineage: Eukaryota; Viridiplantae; Streptophyta; Magnoliopsida; Poales; Poaceae. The record is from RefSeq and is a predicted model, not a curated record.